AUGGGCUUUUUCGGGUGGUACGCUAUUCCCCCUCUUAUGCCGGUCAUUAAGACACAAUUAGGACUUACGGACAGUCAAGUUUACAAUUCGGAUAUUGCUAGUACGGCUAGUACUAUUCUCUCUCGUAUUGCAGCAGGUCCAUUACUUGAUCGGUUUGGACCACAAGCCGUACAGAGUGCAGUACUCUGGUUUGGUGCAAUCCCUAUUGUCUGUGCCGCCUUUGUGAACUCCUCAACGAGUUUAGUUAUUGUCCGGUUUUUUAUUGGACUCAUUGGCUGCGUCUUCGUAUCCAGUCAAUACUGGACGACCAUUACAUUUGCUCGCAAUGUCGCAGGUACGGCCAAUGCAAUUACUGGUGGACUAGGUGUCUCAGGUAUUGGCUUUUCCUUCCUCGUGCUGCCUUUCGUGUAUGAAGCCAUGACUUCCAGCGGUCAUGUAUCGGAGGAUCUAGGCUGGCGAAUUACUAUUGCUUUGCCUGCCGUGCUGGUUGUUAUUAUGGGUACUGUGAUCCGUUUCGCAGUGGACAGUUGUCCUACAGGUGACUUCCAAGAGCUCAUGAACACCAAGCGAAAAGCUGAGCAGUUUGCUUCUGUUCAGACAAACAUCAGCGAUUGCUCUAGUAGCCUUCCAAUGACACAACAUCAUGCAAGUGAACAACCGAAAACUAUGAGCAUGCUUCAGUCAUUUAAAAUUGUGCUGACGGACACGAACGUCCUAGUCAUGAUUGCUCAAUACGCAGCUGCGUUUGGCACGGAACUGCAGCUGAAUAACAUGGGCGCGCUUUACUUUUACACCCAGUUCACCAAGGAGGGUUGCGUACCAACAAAUAGCACUCUCUGCUACUUGCUGUCAAAGACCAGUGCUGCCACUGUCGCGUCGUCGUUCGGACUCAUGAACAUAUUUUCUCGCGCUCUGGGUGGUUUGGCCUCAGACGCAGUGAGUCGCCGAUUGGGUAUGCAAGGCCGUCAGUGCGUACAGUUUACACUUAUGUGCAUACUGGGUGUGUUUGUCAUCACGUUGGGUCAGCUGGAGUCGCUUGGUGCGUGUAUUACAUUCUACAUUCUCGUUGCCAUCGCCGCACAGGCAACCGGCGGCUCGACCUAUGGCAUUGUCCCGUAUUUGAACGAACAGCACACGGGUACUGUCAAUGGCUUGGUCGGUGCUGGUGGCAACCUGGGCGGCGUGAUCUACGGCCUCAUUUUCCGCACCACUGAUGAGUAUAGCUCUGGGCUGCUGUACACUGGUAUCAUGAUCUUGGCCUGUGCGCUGCUCACUCCAUUGCUGCGACUCUCACAUUUGGAGAAGAAUCAGGAAAGAACUACUACCCUCCAGUCUCCCAGCGACACUUUCAAGAAACCACACAGCACAGAGUGCAUUGGAGAGCAACCGUGCGAUUAA
Messenger RNA from Peronospora farinosa, 1398 nucleotides. The record is from the annotation of a GenBank genome assembly. Lineage: Eukaryota; Oomycota; Peronosporomycetes; Peronosporales; Peronosporaceae.